AUAUGCUUUGCUUUGUAUUGACUGUCAAAUUUUUGAAUUUUGUAUAAAAUUAAAAUUUGUUCAAUUUAUAUUCAUAUUCACUUUUAUUAGGUCCAAACCCAUCCAGAGCGUGAAAAAGUAUUGCAAAUCACAAAAAUGACACACGAUGGAAACAAAGCAGAGGAUAAAAUAUUAACAACUAUACAACAAGAAUAUAAAAUUUUAGCAGAAUACAAAAUGAUAGAAGCUGAAAAAAUAGGAGGAAUAUAUGUUAUACCUUCCUUCGGCAACUCCUUAUUGUGGUAUGGCGUUUUGUUCGUAAGGCAGGGAUUUUACGCUGAGGGCGUCUUUCGUUUUAACAUGCUUUUGCCGGACAAAUAUCCGGAUGAUAAUACUGUGCCAACUGUCAUCUUUCAAAACGAAAUAUAUCAUCCUUUGAUAUGUCCAUUUACAGGGACCAUGGAUUUGAGUCAUGCCUUUCCACAGUGGCGUUGUGGUGAAGAUCACAUUUGGCAAUUGCUAAAGUAUAUGCAGUAUAUAUUUAACGAGCCUUUGGAUUGUGUACGUUUGACAAACAUUACAAAAUGGCUGAAUUCGGAAGCGUUUGAAUUAAUAAGCCAAAAUCGUGCUGGUUUUAUAACAAAAGUAAAAGAUUGCGUGAACUGCAGUAAGGAGCAUGUAUACGAUAAACCGCCAACAGAUGAUCCUCAUUAUAUUACAUUUGACGAGUAUAAUGAAGAAGUUCACGGUCCCAUAAAGCAACGAAUAAGAGAAGGUAAAGAUCCUAUGCCUGGUUCAACUGCGACGGGUCCUAAAGGUUUAUCAUGGGUUAAACCAGGUGAAUUUACACCAUUAAGUUUAGAAUAGUAUAUGUUUUUUUAGUCUUAAUCUUAUUAAAAGUUGCUUUAUAACA
Molecule: messenger RNA, 892 nt
Organism: Glossina fuscipes
Lineage: Eukaryota; Metazoa; Arthropoda; Insecta; Diptera; Glossinidae
Gene: peo
Product: protein crossbronx
Exons: 4
Coding region: 136-846 (236 amino acids)
Source: RefSeq, a predicted model, not a curated record